This is a messenger RNA of Dibothriocephalus latus, 201 nucleotides long. The record is from the annotation of a GenBank genome assembly. NCBI's taxonomy places the organism in Eukaryota, Metazoa, Platyhelminthes, Cestoda, Diphyllobothriidea, Diphyllobothriidae.
AUGCUGGGUCUGACGGAGCCCCGAUACGUGCAUCGAGCGAACCUGCGACUCUGGUUGGUUCACGUGAAGGACUCCGACAGUCGGCAGCAAGUCAAACGACGGCGUCUCGCUCCCUCACUAGCUCCCCUGAUCGUGCCUUGCAGUAUCAUCCUGACCCGCGAAGACCCUUUGGUUCUCGCACAGAAGGCCCAUUUGAGGUAA